AUGGGCAAGAAGCGUGUUCUCGUCAGUUACGGUGUCGAUGUUGAUGCGGUCGCUGGCUGGUUGGGAUCGUAUGGAGGAGAGGAUUCCUCAAACGACAUCAGCAGAGGCUACUUUGCAGGAACCAUUGGCGUCCAACGUGUGCUCAAGCUGCUUGCCAAAUAUGAUAUCAAAGCAACAUGGUUCAUUCCCGGACACAGCCUCGAAACGUUUCCAGAAGAUAUGGCCGCAGUUCGAGAUGCCGGCCAUGAGAUAGGCCUCCAUGGAUACUCACACGAGAACCCCACCGACAUGACAAUAGAGCAGCAGAGAGAGAUCCUUGACAAGACGUAUCGGAUGCUUACGGACUUCGCGGGCAAGCCUCCCAGAGGCAGUGUUGCUCCGUGGUGGGAAACAAGCAAGGAAGGCGCACAGCUCCUGCUUGAUUACGGCAUCGAAUACGACCACAGCAUGAGUCAUCAUGACUGCCAGCCGUAUUAUCUGCGGACUGGUGAUGAAUGGACAAAGAUCGACUACAAGAAGAAGGCCAGCGAGUGGAUGAAGCCACUUGUCAGAGGCCAAGAGACUGGGCUUGUAGAGAUUCCAGCGAAUUGGUACUUGGACGAUUUACCUCCUAUGUUGUUCAUUAAGGAUGCACCGAACAGUCAUGGCUUCGUCAACGCGAGAGAUGUGGAGGAUAUCUGGAGAGACCACUUCGACUACUUCUACCGCGAGUACGAUGAGUUCAUCUUCCCAUUGACCAUUCAUCCCGAUGUAUCAGGUCGUCCGCACGCGCUUCUGAUGCAUGAGAGGCUCAUCGAACACAUGAAGAAGCACGAGGGUGUUGAGUUUGUCACAAUGGAGCAGAUAUGCGAUGACUUCAAAGCAAAGACAACGCCGCCUCAAGGUGCCAUCAUGCCUGCAGAGCCAGGCGCUAUCCUCAAGAAGUCGUCAUAG
Messenger RNA from Colletotrichum spaethianum, 933 nucleotides. RefSeq names its product peptidoglycan deacetylase. The transcript has 2 exons. NCBI's taxonomy places the organism in Eukaryota, Fungi, Ascomycota, Sordariomycetes, Glomerellales, Glomerellaceae. Gene Ontology annotation, molecular function: hydrolase activity, acting on carbon-nitrogen (but not peptide) bonds. The record is from RefSeq and is a predicted model, not a curated record. Gene Ontology annotation, biological process: carbohydrate metabolic process. The coding region runs from base 1 to 933 and encodes 310 amino acids.